This is a messenger RNA of Solanum stenotomum, 1491 nucleotides long. RefSeq lists its product as uncharacterized. Lineage: Eukaryota; Viridiplantae; Streptophyta; Magnoliopsida; Solanales; Solanaceae. Bases 232 to 1326 code for a protein of 364 amino acids. The transcript has 11 exons. Gene Ontology annotation, molecular function: catalytic activity. The record is from RefSeq and is a predicted model, not a curated record.
CACCAACAUUUAAUUUUGCUUCCUUCUCCUAUGGGCAAUUAAUUCUCCAUCGUUGGUCUUCUACAUUGUUGUCAAUAUCAGCUGACAAAGGUGUACUGCCCGUUUUGGAUUUGGCUUCUGAGGGGCUCGGUCAAACUUAGGAACCCUGUAUUUCAGCUUUGAAGAUCUAUGUAAGAUCAAUAAUAGCCAAUUUCUGCUUCCGGGUCAUUCAGCUUCUUGUUUCAGGCGACGAUGACUAGCAGCAACUGCAGAUUUCUGUUAAAAAAUGGCUUGAUUCCGAAUUUGGCAGAAAACCCAUCGGUAACAACCUUACUUGAAGCCCACCAAGGUGCAUAUACAACAACUAGAACUCACAGUGAUGGUUCACUGUUGUUGUUUUGGGAAAGGCAUAUGAGCAGACUCUCUAAUUCUCUAAGAAUUCUCUUGAACUCUAACCCAGAACUUUUAUUCAAUUCAGAAGCAUGUAGAGUCCCUUUUUCCUUUGUAUCAACAAAACCAACCAUGUGGGAUUCAUUGGUUCAAUCUCUUGUGGAUGAUUCAAUGAGAAAAGCUCUGCCCCUUGUAUUGGACAAAAGAAGAAGUGGGGAGGAAUUGGCCAUUACAUGUCUUGUCAGUGGAAAUGUUGAUAGUUUGGAGGAACUUGAGGAAACGUUUUCUACAGCUUUUGAUGUUUAUGUCCAUGUUGGUUCCUAUGUUCCUCCACUCUUUGGUAUCCACCAAAAUGGAGCACGUUUGGCAGUUGUAGGUCAUGGUAGGGGCGUAGCAAAUGCCAAAUACUCAGAUUGGGUUAGGCAAAGGAAACAAUUGGAGAAGCUGAGGCCACCUUAUGUCAAUGAGCUCCUGUUGUCAAACAAUGGCGAUCAGAUCUUAGAGGGUUGUUUGACAAAUCUUUUUGUUGUUUGCCACAAGGAUGUUAAUGGUGAUUAUCACAAGUCUAGCCAAAGAGACAAUGAAUCUACAGUUUCAAUUGAAUUGCAGACUGCCCCUAUAAGAGAUGGUGUCCUUCCAGGCGUUGUACGCCAAGUAAUUCUUGACAUAUGCUCAAGAAACAAAAUCCCAGUCAGAGAAAUUGCACCUUCAUGGUCAGAGCGUGAAAUGUGGUCAGAAGCAUUCAUUACAAGUAGCUUGAGGCUAUUGCAGCAUGUGGAAGUUAUUCAAGCUCCUAGUUCAUGGGAAUCACUUGAUACACAAACUUGGACUGAUGUAACUUGGGAGGAGAAGCGAUUUGAGAAUGCUCCUGGACAGAUCACUGCAUUCAUCCAGAAGGAGGUCAUGGAAAUGGCAAGCAUGGAAGGGUAUCCAGUUUCUCUAUUUGAUGACCGGUAGAUCUUUCCCUCUUAUUAUUGUGGUACGAUUGAUUGAUUGAAAAGGUCGUAUCUUAAAAACACCAGCGAUGUCUUCCCUUCGCACACCCCUGUUACAUUUAUUCUGGUGUACAAUUAACUUUGUGUUGAAGCAUUCAAUUAUAAGGAGAACUGUAAUUAACUCAAA